Messenger RNA from Mesorhabditis belari, 1038 nucleotides. NCBI's taxonomy places the organism in Eukaryota, Metazoa, Nematoda, Chromadorea, Rhabditida, Rhabditidae. The record is from the annotation of a GenBank genome assembly.
AUGGCAAAUACAUUGUCUGUAGCGGGCUUGAUGGAACGAUGCGCGUUUUGUGUGCUAAGAUCAUGUUUUGGUCUUGUUUCUGGAUCGAUUGAUGGAACACUCCGAGUCUGGGACGUUGUCGACGGGAAAUGCCUUCAAAUUUGGGUUGUCGGGGCGGGGGUGUGUUUUGUGGAAUUUGAUGGCGAGCGGGUUGUAUCUGGUGGUCAUGAUUUUACCAUAAAGGUUUGGAAUGUACACGCGAAGGAGUAUUUGCACACGCUGACGGGUCACACGGAGCCAUUAGAUUCACUUUUGUUUGAGCCAGAGCGCGAUCUUGUCGUGUCGGGUAGUAAUGACGGAACGAUUCGCGUCUGGGAUGUGCAAAGAGGAACAUGCCUCGCACAUUUUGCCUUUCAUGAAAGGUCACGUCGGCUCAGUGGUUGGUUUGGGAUGCAGCUUCGCGGGAACACUUUGGUCCUCUAUUACGACUCGGACAUUUGGGUUUGGGACAUUCGUGAGGGUGGCUCAUGCAUUCGCCACUUACAUGGCGGAAAUUGUCGUACGGAGAACAUCACUUCAAUGCAAUGGCUCGACUCCGGACUUUUGGUGACAGGUUCGAUGAAUGGCUCGGUGAAGCUGUGGGAUGUGCAGAAAGGUACCUUCGUUCGGGAGCUCGUUCGAUCUCGUUCGGGUGACCCUGGCCGUUAUUAUUAUAAUCUCGAAGCCUCUGAAACAUUACUCCAACGGAUCGCCAUCGUCCAUCAGAUCACCGGUUUCCUCCUCCGCAACUCCGAGAUCGAUUUUCGGGACUUUCGAAGGCAACAAUUCGUUCUCAACGCCGAGCUCAUCCCGUUAUUCGUCGACUUUGAUGAUGUUGUCGAGAAGGGGAACGGCGGCGAUGACGCAAAAACAGCCACUCAAAUCUAUCGAUCAAUGAUUUACGAGUUUCUCGCCGUUGGAGCAAACGAGACCCAGCUCUCCACCCUUCGUGACCUCGAUCAAGUACACGACCGUGGCCAGCUCUCCGUUCAUCUUCUAGACGAUUUUUUGAGUAGAUUG